This is a messenger RNA of Papaver somniferum (opium poppy), 984 nucleotides long. Its product is annotated as GDSL esterase/lipase CPRD49-like. The transcript has 7 exons. The record is from RefSeq and is a predicted model, not a curated record. Lineage: Eukaryota; Viridiplantae; Streptophyta; Magnoliopsida; Ranunculales; Papaveraceae. Bases 197 to 907 code for a protein of 236 amino acids.
AUGAAGAUUAUUAGAUUACCCUUUAUCAAAAUUAGUCUCAGAAUAUUUCAUUUGUUCAACUUCAAAUUUAAACUUCUAUUAAAAUUUUGGUCUAUGAACAGAUUCCAAGACUAAUUUUGAUGAAUUCCAUUCACAAGAUGCUAAACUGAACUUAGGAAUAGAAAAACACUAGUGAUAGAAACUAAGAGAGAUAGAAAUGGUAGGACCACAAAGACCUCAGUUUGUGCUCUUUGGAUCGUCAAUUGUUCAAUUAAGUUACAGAAAUGGUGGAUGGGGUGCUGUUCUUGCGGACAUCUACUCGGGCAAGGCAGAUACAUUCUUGCGUGGGUAUAACGGUUGGAACUCAAGACUUGCUCUUGAAGUAGUUAAUCAAGUUUUCCCCAAGGAUGCAGCUGUGCAACCUUCUUUGGUUAUAGUGUACUUUGGGGGCAAUGAUUCUGUUGCGCCUCAUCCAACUCGCUUUGGCCCUCAUGUCCCACUAUUAGAAUACAUUGAAAACAUGCGAAAGAUUGCUAUUCAUCUUAAGAGCCUGUCAGAAGAAACUCGCAUUAUAUACCUUAGUCCUCCGCCGAUGAAUGAUGUAAAAUACCGUGAAUCAAAGAGUGAACAAGUACGAACAAAUGAGAAUUGUCAGAUAUAUUCAGAAGCUUGUAAAAGUCUAUGCAAGGAGAUGGGUUUGAAUUUUGUUGAUUUGUGGACUGCAAUUCAAAAGAUGGAUGAUUGGAAGAACACUAGCUUCACGGAUGGAGUUCAUUUAUCUUCCAAAGGCAGCAAGGUGGUUGUGGAGGAGAUACUGAAGGUGCUAAAGGAAGCCAUCUGGAAGCCGUCACUACACCCGAAAUCCUUGACAGCUGAAUUUGGAGAGUACUCGACAAAUUAUGUCGUAUCUCCUCGAUUGAAACAUUAACUAUAAACCUCUGUAAAUGGACCUUUCUUGUUCCGCAAAUAUAUUCUCUAGUCCCACGAUCAAUGGGCAUCUUAUUC